GUCGCCAUAAGUUUUGAUUUUGGGUUUUCUUCAUGGAAAAGGAGUAUUGUCGUCCGGGGUUUGAGUUGGAGGAUUCGAUUCGAGGCGGCGGGGAUGGCGGGGAACGAGUGGAUAAAUGGAUACUUGGAGGCGAUUCUGGACAGCGGCGGCGCUGUGGCGGACGACCAGAAGGUGUCCUCGCCGGUGAGCGUGAGAGAUGGCGGCGGUGGCGGGCAUUUCAAUCCCAUCAAGUAUUUCGUGGAGGAGGUGGUUACCGGCGUCGACGAGACAGAUCUCCACCGGACGUGGAUCAAGGUGGUGGCGACUCGCAACUCGCGGGAGAGGAGCACGAGGCUCGAGAACAUGUGCUGGCGCAUCUGGCACCUCACUCGCAAGAAGAAACAGUUUGAAUGGGAGGAUGCUCAAAGGUCGGCAAAUCGUAGAAGGGAACGGGAGCAGGGCCUGCGAGAUGCAGCAGAGGACAUGUCCGAAGACCUCUCAGAGGGGGAGAAAGGCGACACAGUAGCCGAAAUGGUGCCAUGCGAGACACCGAGGAAAAAAUUUCAGAGAAACUUCUCCGAUAUCCAGCUCUGGUCGGAUGACGAUAAAGAGAAGAAACUCUACAUCGUACUCAUCAGCUUGCAUGGCCUUGUUCGGGGUGAAAACAUGGAAUUAGGAAGAGAUUCAGAUACAGGUGGUCAGGUGAAAUACGUAGUGGAGCUUGCUCGAGCUCUAGCGAUGACGCCGAGGGUCUACAGGGUCGAUCUCUUCACUCGUCAAGUAACGUCUCCCGAUGUAGACUGGAGUUACGGGGAGCCGACGGAGAUGUUAACCUCACGUACCCACGAUCAUAAUGGAAAUCAUGUCGGAGAGAGUGCUGGAGCUUACAUUAUACGCGUACCUUGUGGUCCGAGGGAUACGUAUCUUCGGAAAGAACUGCUUUGGCCUUAUCUACAGGAAUUCGUAGAUGGAGCUUUAGCUCACAUUCUCAAUAUGUCGAGGGUGUUGGGGGAGCAGAUCGGCGGGGGGCAACCUGUUUGGCCUUACGUGAUUCACGGCCAUUAUGCCGAUGCCGGUGAUGUGGCUGCUCUGCUUUCAGGCGCACUGAACGUUCCCAUGGUUCUCACGGGCCAUUCGUUGGGGAGGAACAAACUGGAACAACUUCUGAAACAGGGGAGACAGUCCAAGGAGGAUAUCGACGCCACGUAUAAGAUAAUGAGGCGAAUCGAAGCAGAGGAGCUCUCCUUGGACGCAGCUGAGCUUGUCAUAACGAGCACUGGACAAGAGAUCGAUGAGCAGUGGGGUCUUUAUGAUGGUUUCGACGUCAAACUCGAGAGGGUGUUGAGAGUCCGAGCUAAACGGGGAGUCAACUGCCAUGGGCGACACAUGCCGAGAAUGGUGGUUAUCCCUCCUGGUAUGGAUUUCAGUAGUGUAGCGAUCCAGGAAGAUACAGCUGAUGUUGAUGGAGACUUAGAUCUUACUGGUGCAGACGAGGCUUCGCCUAGAUCGCUUCCACCUAUAUGGUCCGAGGUUAUGCGUUUCUUUACAAAUCCUCACAAACCGAUGAUCUUGGCUUUAUCGAGACCAGACCCUAAGAAGAACAUCACCACCCUUCUGAAAGCUUUUGGAGAAUGUCGUCCGCUGCGAGAGCUUGCUAAUCUCACAUUGAUCAUGGGAAAUAGAGAUGACAUAGAUGAGAUGUCUAGUGGCAAUGCUAGUGUUCUCACAAUGGUGUUGAAAUUGAUCGACAAGUAUGAUCUCUACGGACUCGUGGCUUACCCUAAGCAUCACAAGCAAUCCGAUGUUCCUGACAUAUACAGACUUGCUGCAAAAACAAAGGGGGUUUUCAUAAACCCAGCUCUAGUAGAACCUUUUGGACUUACCUUAAUCGAGGCUGCUGCUCAUGGACUCCCAAUGGUGGCCACCAAAAAUGGAGGACCUGUAGAUAUUCAUGGGGCCUUGCACAACGGACUACUCGUCGACCCUCAUGAUCAGAGGGCUAUUGCUGAAGCACUACUGAAGCUGGUCUCAGAGAAGAAUCUGUGGCAUGAAUGCAGGAAAAAUGGGUGGAAGAACAUCCAUCUCUUCUCAUGGCCUGAGCAUUGCCGAACUUAUCUUUCUAGAAUAGCCGCUUGCAGGAUAAGACAUCCACAAUGGAAGACAGACACUCCGACAGAUGACACCGUCCUCGACGAGGAAUCAUUCGGAGACUCUCUGAUGGAUGUCUACGACUCAUCUCUUCGGCUUUCCGUCGACGGUGAGAGAAGCCUUUUAGGCACUUCGCUGGGGCAUGAUCCUACUGAGCUAGAGAAAGUUGCACAAGAACAUAACGACCCCGAGAUGCAGGAUCAAGUGAGAAGAAUCCUGAGCAAGAUAAAGAACCAAACACCCAAACCGCAGGCCACCGAUAACAUCGAUAAGCAAAAUAAGAUUGCAGGGAAUUCUAGCAAUAAGUAUCCACUUCUCCGAAGGCGCAGAUGGCUAUACGUGAUAGCUGCUGAUUGUUACGAUAGCAAUGGAGCUCCUGAGAAGAAAAUGUUGCAGGUGAUACAGGACCUCUUCAAGGCUGUAAGCUCAGAUGCUCAAAUGUCGAAGAUCUCGGGUUUUGCUCUCUCGACAGCGAUGCCUAUUUCUAUGGUUCUGAACUUGUUGAAGUCGGGGAAGAUUCCGGCCACAGAUUUUGAUGCUCUGAUAUGUAGCAGUGGAAGUGAAGUUUAUUACCCAGGCACCGCUCAGUGCACAGAUGCAGAAGGAAAGCUGUGUGCCGACCCUGAUUAUGCCACACACAUCGAGUACCGCUGGGGAUGCGACGAUGUCAAGAGGGCAUUGCUAAAGUUGAUGAACUCGUCUACUACCAUCAUAGAGGAGGAUUUCGAGUCGAGGAAUGCCUACUGUAUAUCAUUUAAGGUUAAAGAUCCUACUCAGGCAAAUACUGUCGAGGAUCUCCGUCAGAAGCUUAGAAUGCGCGGCCUGCGAUCCCAUAUUAUGUAUUGCAGGAACUCUACCAGGUUGCAGGUUGUUCCUCUGCUGGCAUCAAGGUCUCAAGCACUCAGGUACUUGUAUGUCCGCUGGGGUCUAAAUGUUGCUGACAUGUAUGUGAUUCUGGGAGAAAGAGGUGAUACAGAUCAUGAAGAGCUUAUAUCGGGAUAUCAUAAAACAGUGAUCAUGAAAGGGAUUGUGGGGAAAGGAUCAGAUGACCUGCUAAGAAGUGCUGGAAGCUACCAAAAGGAAGAUACAGUUCCGAAGGAAAGCCCCUUCAUUACUUAUGCGAACGAUGGAAUCGCGGCCGACGAGCUGAUGAGAGUGAUAAGACAAGCAUCCAGAAACACGCCCGGAAUGUGAUCAGAGGAGAAGGAAGACUUCCCCUUCCUCUAUUUCCUUCCGUUUGCCUUUCUUUGAUUUGCAAUAAGACGCCUCAGUAUUAGUGGCUUUGGUUGCAUUCUAAACGAGUCGAAUUCGUGUUUGCGAUCGACUUCGGAACACUUGUAUUCGAUCGACUCGUUGUAGUCCUUAGUGAGCUUCUGUUGGUCGCAUGAAGAUCACUAGAGUAUUGCUUUUGUGCUAUUUCAACUCAAGCCGCACAAGGCAUUCUUCCUCUA
Zingiber officinale is the source of this 3578-nucleotide messenger RNA. RefSeq names its product sucrose-phosphate synthase-like. The record is from RefSeq and is a predicted model, not a curated record. The coding region runs from base 94 to 3321 and encodes 1075 amino acids. Gene Ontology annotation, biological process: sucrose metabolic process. The transcript is spliced from 9 exons. NCBI's taxonomy places the organism in Eukaryota, Viridiplantae, Streptophyta, Magnoliopsida, Zingiberales, Zingiberaceae. Gene Ontology annotation, molecular function: sucrose-phosphate synthase activity; sucrose synthase activity.